Fopius arisanus is the source of this 2164-nucleotide messenger RNA. RefSeq names its product ora transientless (gene Hiscl1). Lineage: Eukaryota; Metazoa; Arthropoda; Insecta; Hymenoptera; Braconidae. The transcript is spliced from 9 exons. Gene Ontology annotation, cellular component: plasma membrane; synapse; neuron projection. The record is from RefSeq and is a predicted model, not a curated record. Bases 106 to 1398 code for a protein of 430 amino acids. Gene Ontology annotation, molecular function: excitatory extracellular ligand-gated monoatomic ion channel activity; chloride channel activity; transmembrane signaling receptor activity. Gene Ontology annotation, biological process: regulation of membrane potential; chloride transmembrane transport; chemical synaptic transmission.
GCGGAAUAUUCAACUCAAUCCGAGGGCACUUGUGCUUUCGCCGUUUUUUCAUCCUGUGGAUUUAAUCGUGUGAAAAUGCGUUGAGUUUUAUUGAGACACUGGGUGAUGGCGAGCACCUCGCAACACGGCGUUUUUGCCAAUUCCAAGUUUAUUGUUCUUAUCAUCAUAUUGGUUUAUGUUAUCAAUUAUGUGGAGAGUCUGGAGUUCCACGAGCUUCUGCCAGAGGAUCCAAAGCUCUACGACAAGAUGAGACCUCCGAAGAAGGACGGACAGGCGACAGUCGUGUACUUCCACGUCACAGUCAUGGGGCUCGACUCCAUCGAUGAGACUUCAAUGACCUACGCCGCGGACAUCUUCUUCGCUCAAACGUGGAAGGACAAUAGACUCAGACUUCCAGAGAACAUGACUUCAGAAUAUAGAUUGUUGGAGGUGGACUGGCUGAAGCAGAUGUGGAGGCCAGAUUCCUUCUUCAAGAACGCGAAAUCCGUGACAUUCCAGACAAUGACGAUACCAAAUCAUUACUUAUGGUUGUACAAAGACAAAACAAUUUUGUACAUGGUGAAACUCACCCUGAGACUAUCCUGCGCCAUGAAUUUCCUGAUUUAUCCCCACGACACUCAGGAAUGUAAACUACAAAUGGAGAGUCUGUCGCACACGACGGAUGAGAUGAUCUUCCAGUGGGACCCCGAUGUGCCCCUCGUUGUCGACGAAAAUAUCGAAUUGCCGCAAUUGGCUCUCGUUAAAAACUACACAGCUGAUUGCACUCAGGUUUACUCCACAGGCAAUUUUACGUGUCUCGAGGUGAUUUUCGUGUUGAAACGGCGCCUCGGAUACUAUCUUUUUCACACAUACGUGCCCACGUGUUUAAUUGUUAUAAUGUCAUGGGUGUCAUUCUGGAUAAAACCAGAGGCGGCACCAGCUCGGGUGACCCUCGGGGUGACGUCCCUACUCACCCUCUCGACGCAGCACGCCAAGAGUCAGGCAUCCCUGCCACCCGUUUCCUACCUGAAAGCCGUCGACGCGUUCAUGUCAGUUUGCACAAUUUUUGUGUUCAUGGCACUCAUGGAGUACUGUCUCGUUAACAUUGUACUGGGGGACUCGGAUGCCCCUGCUGCCUUCAAGAAACCACCCAAACAGACACCACCGAAGGCAACAACUUCUACGGGGACUGGUGACACUAAGCUCGAUAAAAUUUUCGAUAUCGCGACUAAGGAAAAUGCCAUGCUGCUGUCCGGACGCCCCCAGAAACCGGCGACACUACCACCGACAGGUCCAACCCCAGCCCAACGAGCCAGACUCCGAGCCCUCAACAUCGAUCGUUUCUCUCGGGUAUUCUUCCCUUUUCUCUUCACCGCACUCAACGUCACCUACUGGAUAUGCUUCGCCGAAUAUAUUUAAAAAAUAAUAUCGCGAAUAUAUCGCAUGAGUUUGGGAAACGAACGUGUCGUCGCCGUCCGAUGUCCCUUCCUCUGGCUUCAAGUCACAGUCAUUUUAUUUUUUCCCUCCAAUUGAACUUUCAUCGCAGAAAAUUUAUUGAUCAGUCAAAUCUAUUUGAGAUCAAUUCUCAAAUAUAUUGACCCCUCAAAAUCGAAAUAUCAGAUUUUUAAAUUUUAAAAUGACAAAAGUCGAAUUCAAUAUUUCUAUUAAUUAUCAAUUACAUCGAUAAUUAGUCAAUCCAAUAAAUUAUCCAAUAAAUUCCGAGCCUGAAGAACAAUCCCUUUCACGAUUUUUUAUCGUUUUUUGGGUGAAAAUUAUAUAAUUAAUUUUUAUUUCAACUUUGCCGAUUUAUUUCGAACGCUCUCGGCUUCAGGGAAAAAUUCGAGGGACUUUUUCUUCCCCAAUAUCUCACCUGAACUUCCCGAUCAAAAAAGUCAUUACGAUAUUUUCCCUUAAAAUCGAUAGUUUCCAAAUAAAUAAUUUCCGUCAACCGCAAAAAAAAAUCGGUUCACCUAAUUUUACCAUUUGGCUACUAAAAUAAUCUAAAUAGUGCCCUAGGCCACUGCAUUACCAGCAGUCAAACGAGCCAGCAUAAAUAAUAAUUCCAUUGCUUGUUUAAAUUAUUCAAAAUGUUAAUAUUUUUCAAUUUAAUACUACAGUUCAAUCUCAAUAAAUAAUCAAAAUGUUGAAGCCUAGACAACAAAUAAUACAUUUUAACUGAAGAAUC